This is a messenger RNA of Chara braunii, 1365 nucleotides long. The record is from the annotation of a GenBank genome assembly. NCBI's taxonomy places the organism in Eukaryota, Viridiplantae, Streptophyta, Charophyceae, Charales, Characeae.
CCCUACCCCCGUCGGAACUGCUAUGCACCACCUACCCACUCCGCACACCCAUCUACACACACCAUUGCUCCUUCUCAGAUUCCUCUCCUCGCUCUACCCCCACACAUUGCUACAUCUCAAUCCCCCAAUUCCUCGGGAGGUCAAGCUUUGGUACCAAGGCACUCUUGGUGGAAGAUCAACCAAGACAAGCUUGACAAGGUUUACGAGUUUAUGGCUUCAGAGCUUGAAGCAAGACAGGAGGUCAUUCAGGAGAAGGAGAAACAAGUGAAGGAAGAAGAAGAACGACAAAAGGCUAGAGAAGCCGAGGAGAAGGCGUCAAGGAAACUCAAAGAGAGACAGGACUUCGAAGAUCGGAUCAGCACGAUGGUCGGGAUGAAGAUCAAUAACGCGUGCGACCUGUUCCUUGGCAGAUCGGAAGGCGCGAGGACUGGAGGGAUAGGCGAGGGUGCGCGGACUUUCUCCAAUAGAGCAAUCCGCCCCAGCUUGGAUGUGGACAAGGACAGGCUGGAGAAACAAAUCGAGCUAUUAAGGCGGGAGUACGAACUCAUCAAGAAGCAGAUGGAGGAACUUUUUCGUUCCUCCAGGAAUGUCGGUAUGAAGAGAUCUGGAACAGGAGUGUGCAUCACCAGUCCACCUGAAGCGCCACCUAGAGGUAGGCCACGAGCUGUGGGAAUUUCUACUCCUACGCAGAAUGACUUCGACAAACUUCUCAAAGCCUACAACACGAUGAAGGAGGGCAAGCGCAUUGCUGAUCUGGAGGUGCAGGCCAUCAAAGAAAGGUUCGAGAAGGCUGUUGCAAGGCUGGUUAGGCAGGGGCGUACUCCAAGAUCCAAUCUCUCAAAGCGCCUGAACGAGGCUACGGACGACAAUGACUUGGAGAAUAUGGGCCAGCCAGAGGAGGGUUUAGACGACUUAACCAUUCGACCAUCUCCACCUAAGAGGACGUCUGGAAGAUUGGCAGUUAAGGCGGCACUGGCGGAACGAGCGGAGUUCGUCAAGGAAACGAGGAAGUACCUGAAGAGAUUGAAGAAGAACGGGCUGCAGAUCUUAUGCAACAAGGAGGGCAUAACGUUUGUGACAUGUGAACAAGCUAUCAACGAAAUCUCAAAACUGCGGGCGUCGGUGGCUUUCGAUUUCCGACAACCACCUAAGACUGGCGCCGCAGCUCGCGCUCACCAUGAAUCAGAUGUGGAAGAAGCACGUGAAGCAGACAACGAGGCGCAGGACGUCGACGCCACGCAGCAUGUUGAUGUAGCCGAUGAUGAGGAGCAACUAAGGGACGAAUAGGGGCUCGGCCCAAGCGAUGAAGACCUGUGGAAGCUGGCAAGGGAAUGUUCACUCCUUCGCAGCUAGAAAAACGACCUU